Molecule: messenger RNA, 9029 nt
Organism: Nymphaea colorata (pocket water lily)
Lineage: Eukaryota; Viridiplantae; Streptophyta; Magnoliopsida; Nymphaeales; Nymphaeaceae
Product: serine/threonine-protein kinase ATR
Exons: 16
Coding region: 28-8316 (2762 amino acids)
Biological process (GO): telomere maintenance; protein phosphorylation; DNA damage checkpoint signaling
Cellular component (GO): nucleus
Molecular function (GO): protein serine/threonine kinase activity; protein binding
Source: RefSeq, a predicted model, not a curated record
GGGAGAGAAGAGAGAGAGAGGUCGCCCAUGGCGGAGCUCUGUGGACUACUGCAGGAUCUCGGCGAGCGCAUCGCCUGCAAGAACGUGGCUGCGUCGUCCUCCUCCACUCCGUCGUCUUCGUCGCAGUCCCAGCCCGACCUCGAUCCCUUGGAGACGAGGUUCCGAUCCGUUCUCCCGACCCUCCUCCGCUCCUACGUCUCCCCGUCUUCCCCAGGGAAGGAGAGAGAAAUAAUCGCCAUACUGAAGCUAUUGACGCACACGGCGCGGAACUACCCGGGCGUCUUCUACAACGGAAAACCGUCCCACACUCUUCCGAUUAUCGGUCGGAUCCUGCCGUUUUUCGCCGAGCCCGCUUUCAGUUGCCAUCACGGUGUAAUUUUUGAGACUGCUUCAUCUCUUUUGUCUCUUCUACGUUGUGGAGAUCGUGAAGUGUUUCGACAAUUUUUCUUAGACGCCAUAUUGGCAAUUGAAGAUUUGAAGUCUGUAGCAUCAUUUUAUGCUGAAAAAACUAGCUUCACAACUUCUUCCACUGUGUCAGUAAAAUGUUUCAGUGAGUCAUUUUCUGCCAUUUCUGGUGCUACGGAUCUUUUCUGUGACAUACCACCGUCUUGCAAACCUGCAGAUGGACCUGGUAUCCUAGUUAAUGUGACUGAUGAACCACGGUGGCAGCCUUUUGCUUCUUGUGUCAUCAAGAUAAUAACUAGAUGCUUAAUUGAUGGCACGCUUCAUGUUGAAGGACUUAUUGGGUCCUCCUUCAUGUUUAAUGCUUGUUCUCUUAUAUGUUAUGGGGAUGCUGCAUUGCAGAUGGCAUUAUUUGAAUUUGCACGUAUUGCAACGACAAUAUUGGAUGCAGAAAUCGUUCCUAGUGAAGAGCUUAUUCUCUCAAUUCUAUCCAUCUUAAGUCCGGCAGAGGCAACGUGGUCAAAAUUCAGAAAUCUUCAAUAUGAUUCAUGUGUUGGUGCAUGCCUCCUCUCUUUGUACUCUGGGUGCCCGACUGAGGUUGUUCAAUCUACAGCCGAAUAUUUGGUUGACGUUUUCCCUCAAGUACUGCAGCAUACAGAAAGCCAGGAUCUGAGGGUUGCAAUAUGCAAUGCAUACAUGUGUGUGGUUAAUGUGUGCCCUCCACAUAUCUGGAAGCCUGAAUGCCUUAUUACAUUAUUGUGCUCCCCAAAACCAUGCUUGCUAUUGGUUGAUUGCAUCGUGAAAGCUAUUGAUGUUCUUGGUAUUUGUGGCAUUGAAGGGGAAGCUCUUGAUGACGGACCUAGUUUCUCUGGGGAUUCGACUUGCAAAGAGUUGCAUAUUUCUUCAACAGGGAACAAGAGAAUGGUUCAAACUGCAGAAAGUUUAAAGAGGAAAAGGAGGAAAAUGCAUGUGGAAGCAAAUGCCACUGGUCAUAAUGUUAAUAAAGAACCACCCACUUCUUUGGUUGUGGUUGAAAAUUUCCUACAAAAUUCACUUCCUUUUAGAUGCAAACUUGAUGAAGAGUUAUAUGCUGACCAUUUCCAGCAUCUGCUUGUGGAUUUUGUAGAACUUCUGACACCUGGUGUUACCAUGUCUGAAUUUACAUCACCUCAAACUGCAUUAGCUGCUCUAAGCAUGCUGUCAAAUGUAUUUUGCAAUUAUCCAGUUACCAAUUUAUCCAUUCGCUUGUUCCAGCAAGUUCAUGCCUGGAUUCCCUUUAUCGCUGAGCAGGCAGCAAAAGAAAAUUUGAUCAAGUUUGAUCUGUCCCUCUAUCUUGAAGCAGUUGACAACAUAUUGAUUUUGCAAAAUUGUAUGAAAAAGCAGAACCCCAAGGAUUCAAAUGAUGGUCCUGGAGCUGGAAGACAUCUUGCCCUUGAAAACCUGUUCAACAAUAUGGAUAUGUCAUCAAUUCUUGUACUGCCGUGGACUCAUUCUUUUUCAGAUGGUCAAGUUCAUUUUAUUCAACGGACAAAAUGCCUCUCUGUUCAAAUUCUGUACAAGAUUGGCAACAAAAUGGGAACUGAUGAUAUUCUAAAGAUUCUGGAUAUGGCUCUUGGUGAUGAAUCUGAAGAUGUCAGAAUUGAAGCCAUCGUCUCUGUGCCGCUGAUGCUUUUCUUUUCUGGUCCAAGUGUGGUAGCAUACACAUCUGAGAAAAUGGAAAGUUUAGCCCAAGAUAAAUGUGAACAAGUUAAAGAAAUGGUUGUUCGUUGCAUUGGCUAUUUAUCCUGCCUAUUGGGCUGCUUUGAAGAUGUUAUUAAAAGCAACUGUAAAUUAUAUAUGGAAGUCGGCAAGAUGAAGUGUGUCAAUACUGCAGAGGUUAUCAUGAAAGGUUUUUGGUGUCCUACCUGUGACAAGGAAGCCAAGAAGCCAAAAGAGGAGGCUUCUAAAAAUACAGUCCUGUUUCAUGCUGCAAGAGAAAAGUCUGUCUUGGUUUUUGAUUUCAAUGGUUUGCAUGGCCUCAUUUUAAAGUUCCUCCUUGAUGGAUCAUCAGAGGUUGUCCAAGUUGCCUGUGUGGAGGUGUUGUCUCGUAUUCUCAUGCAUGUAUCUGAAGAUUGGCUGGUUAGUACAAGUUCUCAAUGGAUCCAUGCUAUUGAUCGUUUGCUUCUUCAUAACAAAAGGACAGUUCGCCAGUCAUUCUGCUCAAGUAUCCAUUGGUUCUUAGAUGGCCGUCUAUCAAAUAGUUUGUUUGUGGAUGGAGCUGCAUGUGGGAAGACAAGUGAACAAAUGUUUCUUGACAAAAUAAAGCAUGCUUUUGUAGCAACUGAAGAUCCUCUAAUUGUUGAGACUAUAUUGCAAUGUACAUCAAGGAUUUUGAGUGCGGUUGACAUCCAUGGACAGCUUUUCUUUUUUUCUCUUGUCCUGUUGAUUGAUCAACUUGAUAACCAGCAUAUUGCAGUGAGAGUGACUGCAUCCAGACUUAUUAAAAAGUCAUGCCAUGUACAGUUCAAAGGAGGAAUUGUUGCAAUCUUUUCCAAGUUCACUGAUAUCAGGGAUGGGGUUUUUGAAUAUCUAUGUACCAGACUAGUGACCCGUCCAACAAUGAUCAAAGAGUUUGCUGAGAGUGUUUUAGGUAUUGAACUUGUAGAUCUUAUUCAAAGAAUGGUGCCAAUUGUGCUCCCGAGGCUGGUAAUUUCUCAACAGGAUAACAAUGAAGUCGUUAAUAUUUUGCAUGAGCUUGCUAAUCAACUGAACACUGAGUUACCCCUGUUGCUUUUGGAGUGGUGCCACAAAGUGCUAGCUUACGUUCUUCUCCAAGCAGAUGGCAAGGAAUUGGUUUCUGCUCUGCAGUUUUAUGAAAUGCAAAGUGGAUCUGGGACAGGAGAAAUAUUUGCGGCUGUUUUACCUGCACUUCUUGAUGAACUUGUACGAUUUCUUGGAGAUACAGACUCUGCUGAAAGCAGUAGAAGGAUGGCGAGAGUUCCACAGAUGGUUCAAGAGGUUGCUCGUAUUGUUACUGGUUCCGAUGAUCUUCCAGGUUUUUUGCGUAAUCAUUUUGUUGGUCUCCUUAACAGCAUUGACCGAAAGAUGCUUCGUGUUGAGGACUUUAUGUUACAAAAACAAGCCUUGAAAUGUAUAGGGAAAUUAAUUGAAAUGAUUGGUACCCAUCUUGGUACUUAUGUACCCAAAAUUAUUGUGCUCCUCAUGCAUGCAGUAGAGAAGGAAUCACUUCAAAACGAGAGUCUUGAAGUGUGGCACUUUUUUAUUACUCAACUAUCAAAGGUGUCACCAUCAAGCCUUAAACAUGUUGCUUCUCAAGUUUUUGCUGCUCUUAUUCCUUGCCUUGAGAGGUACAAAGAAAAUCCUUCUUUACAUCUUGACAAGGUAGUCAACAUUUUUGAGGAACUAGUGGUUGAGAAUAAGAUACUGUUGGCACAUAAUAUUCGAGAACUUCCACUCUUGCCAAGCAUCCCUAUGCUUGCCAAGGUCAAUAAAGUUAUUGAAGAGGCCCGUGGUUCUAUGAGUUUGAGGGAUCACCUAAGACAUUCUGUUGAUGGUUUAAAUCAUGAAAGUUUGAACGUAAGGUAUAUGGUGGCCUGUGAAUUGAGUAAGUUCUUGAGUGCAAAAGGAAAGGAUGUUAUAGAUCUGAUAUUGGGUGAAUCUAGUGCUGAUUUGGACAUUCUGAGUUCAUUAAUUACCUCACUGCUAAAGGGAUGCGCAGAAGAAUCACGGACUCAUGUGGGCCAGCGACUGAAGUUGGUUUCUGCAGAUUGUCUUGGUGCGGUGGGUGCAGUAGAUCCUGCCAAAUUUAAAACGGCAUCCUGUCCACGUUUCAAGAUUGAAUGCUCUGAUGAUGAUCUUAUUUUUGAGUUGAUUCAUGAGCAUCUUACUAGGGUUUUCAGGGCUGCUUCUGACACUAUAGUUCAAGAUUCUGCUGCAUUGGCCAUUCAGGAACUCCUAAAGCUUGCUGGUUGUCAGGCAUCAUUAGAUGGGUCAGACAUAUCAUCAACUUCUCAGCAUUCAAAAGGUCGAGAGUCUCAGGAAAACUCACUUAAGGGAACUAGCAUAGCUAAUCAUGAAAUAAAUGAGAGAGGGAAGAGACUAUGGGCCCGGUUCUCUAAUUAUGUUAAAGAAAUAAUUGCACCAUGUUUAACUUCCAAAUUUCAGCUGCAGAGUGUGACAGAAUCAGUAGUGGCUGGUCCAAUCUAUCGACCUUCUAUGUCACUCAGAAGAUGGAUAUAUUCCUGGAUUAGGAAACUGAUGUUACAAGCAAAUGGUUCGAGAGCUAACAUUUUUAGUGCAUGCCGGGGAAUAGUGAGACAUGACAUGGAAACAGCUUUCUAUUUGCUCCCAUAUUUAGUGCUGAAUGCUCUAUGUCAUGGUACAGCAGAAGCAUGCCAAGGCAUCACAGAAGAGAUACUAUCUGUUCUCGAUGCUGCAGCAUCAGAGAGCAGUGGGGCAGCAGUUCAUGGAACUGCUGGAGGACAGCGUGAAGUAUGCAUUCAAGCCAUAUUCACAUUACUUGAUAAUCUUGGUCAGUGGGUGGAUGAUCUUAAACAAGAAAUUACGCUUUCACAGUCCACUAGGCAAUUGUCAAAGACAACCAGUCAUCAAAUGACUGAACCUGCACCUCAUAUUGGUCAACUAAAUAUACAAUUUAAUAACGUUUCAGAACUUUUGGUUGCCAUUCCAAAAGUAACACUCGCCAAAGCUUCAUUCCGUUGCCAGGCUUAUGCUCGGUCCUUGUUGUAUUUUGAAUCACAUGUCCGAGAAAAAUCUGGGUCCUUUAAUCCAGCUGCAGAAACUAGUGGCCUCUUUGCGGAUGAUGACAUCUCAUUUCUGAUGGAAAUAUAUAGUGGGUUAGAUGAACCUGAUGGUCUCUUUGGUUUGGCAAAUUUACGUAAAUCAUCAGGUUUAUAUGACCAACUUUUAAUUAAUGAAAAGAUAGGAAACUGGGCUGAAGCACUGACGUGCUGCGAGCAGGCACUGCAGACAGAACCCAACUCUGCUCCAAGGCAUUCCGGAGUUCUCAAUUGUCUGCUUAACAUGUGUCAUUUGCAAGCAAUGAUCACAUAUGUGGAUGGGUUGAUUUCCAGGUUACAUCAGCACAAGAAAACUUGGUUCAUGCAAGGUGUGCAAGCAGCCUGGAGGCUUGGGCGCUGGGAUUUGAUGGAUGAAUACCUUGCUGGUGCUGAUAAAGAAGGUGCAAUUUGUAGUGGUCCUGUGAGUAAUGCUUCUUUUGAUAUGGGCAUUGCAAAGAUUUUACAGGCAAUGAUGAGAAAGGAUCAAUACUUGGUUUGUGAGAGAAUUGCACAAUCUAAGCAAGCAUUGCUGGCUCCUCUAGCUGCAGCUGGAAUGGAGUCUUAUACACGUGCUUAUCCAUUUAUUGUAAAGCUUCAUAUGCUCAGGGAACUAGAGGAUUUUCACAAUCUCCUGAAUGGGGACUCAUUCUUGGAAAGGUCAUUUAGUCUUGACUGUCCUCAAUUUCUGAAACUUGUUAAAGAGUGGGAGGAUCGUUUACAUUAUACACAACCAUCUCUUUGGGCCAGAGAGCCUUUAUUAGCUUUACGCAGGAUGGUAUACAGUGUCAGCAAUCUUGGUGCUGAGGUUGGUAUCUGCUGGCUUCGAUAUGCAAAACUUUGUCGUAGUGCAGGUCACUAUGAAACUGCCAGUCGGGCAAUUUUGGAAGCACAAUCUUCAGGUGCUCCUAAUGUCCAUAUUGAGAAAUCAAAGCUUUUCUGGAGUACAAGGAAAACUGAUCGUGCAAUAGCUGAGCUCCAACAAGCACUUCUGAAUAUGCCCAUUGAGAUUCUGGGUGCUGCAGCAAGUUCAUCCAUUGCCAAUUUUUCACUUCUCCCACCAAACUUGCCUUCCAUAUCAUCUACUCAACCAUCAAAAGAAAGUGAAGAUGCUGCGAAAACAAUCCUGCUUUACACUAGAUGGAUUCAUUACACUGGCCAAAAGCAGAAAGAAGAUGUGAUAAGCCUUUAUUCCAGAGUGAGGGAACUCCAACCGAAAUGGGAGAAAGGAUAUUUUUUCAUGGCCAAGUAUUGUGAUGAUUUACUUGUUGAUGCUAAGAAAAGACAGGAGGAGAACCAAGAAGCACUCAAGGAUGGACAUUCUGGUUCAAGAAUCAUGGUUACAUCUUCUGGUGGUGGAAUUUUGCAUUCUCAAACUGAUGAGAAGCCAUGGUGGUCUUAUCUUCCUGAUGUCUUGUUGUUUUAUGCAAAAGGUCUUCACAGAGGUCAUAAGCAUCUUUUUCAGGCCUUGCCAAGGUUAUUAACACUCUGGUUCGAAUUUGGGAGCAAGUACCACAGAGAAGGUUUGUCUUCCAAUAAAGAAGUCAAGAAUGUUCAUGGCAGAGUUAUGAGCAUUAUGCGUGGGUGCCUUAAGGAUUUACCAACAUAUCAAUGGUUGACCACUCUCUCGCAGUUGGUGUCGAGAAUCUGUCACCAGAAUGAAGAAGUUGUGAGGUUGGUUAAGCAUAUCAUUACUACUGUUUUACAAGAAUAUCCACAACAGGCACUUUGGAUUAUGGCUGGUGUAUCAAAGUCCACAAUAUCUGCAAGGCGUGAAGCAGCUGCUGAGAUAUUACGAUCUGCCAGAAAGGGGUCUCGCCAUGGGAGCAACCAAGACAAAUUGUUUAUCGAAUUUGCCUGCCUGAUUGAUCACCUGAUCAAACUGUGCUUCCAUGGCGGACAUCCAAAAGCACGCAUGAUCAACAUUGGAUCUGACUUUGCUACAUUGAAGAGAAUGAUGCCAGUUGGUGUCAUCAUGCCUGUCCAACAAGCUCUUACUGUUAAUUUACCAGUUCAUGGUUUAAGUCGAAGUGAACUUCAUGGACGUGAUCUUUUCUCUGCUGAUCUUCCUACCAUAUCAGGCAUAGCAGACGAAGCAGAGAUUCUUUCGUCUCUCCAGAAACCAAAAAAGGUUAUCUUUCGUGGUAGCGAUGGUGCAGACUAUCCAUUCCUUUGUAAGCCAAAAGAUGAUCUUAGAAAGGAUGCACGUAUGAUGGAGUUCACAGCAAUGAUCAACCAUCUACUAUCCAAAUACCCAGAAAGCCGUAGGAGGAAGUUGUAUAUCCGCACUUUUGCUGUAAUCCCACUGACAGAGGAUUGUGGGAUGGUAGAAUGGGUACCUCAUACUCGUGGCCUUCGACAUAUCCUGCAAGACUUAUAUGUUGCCUGCGGGAAGUUUGACAGACAGAGGACAAACCCAAUGAUAAAAAAAAUAUAUGACCAGUUUCGGGGUAAGAUGCCAGGGGAUGAGAUGUUAAAGACAAAGAUUCUGCCUCUUUUCCCUCCAAUAUUCCACAAGUGGUUUCUGGUUACAUUCUCGGAACCAGGGGCAUGGUUCAGAGCCAGGAUAGCUUAUGCUCACACUGCUGCUGUCUGGUCCAUGGUUGGGCAUAUAGUCGGCUUGGGUGACAGGCAUGGUGAAAACAUUCUCUUUGAUUCCACAACGGGGGAUUGUGUGCAUGUUGAUUUUAGUUGUUUGUUUGACAAGGGCUUGUUACUGGAGAAGCCAGAGUUGGUACCAUUCAGGCUUACCCAGAAUAUGGUUGAUGGCUUGGGGAUUACUGGAUAUGAGGGGAUAUUCUUGAAGACUUGUGAGAUCACACUUUCAGUUCUCAGGUCACAUAGAGAGACUCUUAUGAGUGUGCUGGAGACAUUUAUUCAUGAUCCCCUGGUGGAAUGGACAAAAUCUCACAAGUCUAGUGGAGUAGAGGUUGAUAAUCCACAUGCACAGAAAGCAAUGAGCAACAUUGAAGGCCGCCUGCAAGGAGUGGUUGUUGGAGUUGGUGCAGCACCAUCAUUGCCUCUGGCUGUUGAGGGUCAAGCCCAGAGAUUGAUUGCUGAGGCAGUAUCCCAUAAGAACCUGGGAGAAAUGUACAUAUGGUGGAUGCCGUGGUUCUGAAUUUCAAUAUGAAAACAAAAUUAGAGGUUGCUGUUACAAAUUUAUGGUGAUUGUAUUGGCGAAGCAUGACAGCAGCACACGUGCACACGAGUAUGUUUAGCAUCAUACGACCAGGCAGUGGUCACUGCUUCCAGUGAGCUUUCUCUAUAUUUCUUGUCAUUGAUUCUUUUUAAAGAAUUUUUUUUCCCAACGUAGAGAGUCAAAGGUAGGUUUGGUACCAUGUCAUCUAUUUGAACAGAGCAGUUCAACGGUCAAAGUUUUGACUUCUAAAGAUGCCAAGGGCUGCUGUCUAUGUAAGGGUUGGUGGUUGAUGGUAUAGUUUCACCUUCAUAGUUUGCAAUGAAAAAUGUGCUGCGGUGUCUACUUGAUGUACUGAUGGUUGGUGGCAUACUUAAAUUUUUCCAAGGCCAAAGAAGGGCCCAUCGUUGAUGAUAGUUCAGUAGGCUUCUUCAGUAGGUAAAAUCUUUUGGGUCCUUUUUAUCAUGUAUAUGAAAUAUUACUUGUAAAUCAAGGUAAAGCGUGCAAAUUAUAUUUUUCCAAGGCCAAAGAGGGGCCCAUCGUUGAUGAUAGUUCAGUAGGCUUCUUCAGUAGAUAAAAUCUUUUGGGUCCUUGUUAUCAUGUAUAUGAAAUAAUGAAUUUGGAGAGCUUCUAUUAUCUGAUUGAGCGGUAGGAACUAGGAAGGUUUUGAAGGGCUCAGAAAUUGAAGUCAUUUA